This is a messenger RNA of Histoplasma mississippiense, 2385 nucleotides long. RefSeq lists its product as hypothetical. The transcript has 5 exons. Bases 1 to 2385 code for a protein of 794 amino acids. Gene Ontology annotation, cellular component: mitochondrion. Lineage: Eukaryota; Fungi; Ascomycota; Eurotiomycetes; Onygenales; Ajellomycetaceae. The record is from RefSeq and is a predicted model, not a curated record. Gene Ontology annotation, biological process: carnitine metabolic process. Gene Ontology annotation, molecular function: carnitine O-acetyltransferase activity.
AUGGCAGUCCGAUUCUUUACUAUGCCCAAACCUUUAGGGGAGACUCUGGCUGAGAACGAGAACUCGAGAAACCCCAAGUCUCCAAACGGGGUUUCUGAGAACAAGGAAAUGUCCCGAAGCGCCAUGGCCGCAACGGAUCCUACCAACUCCACCCCCAAGUCCCACCCUCCGGAAAAGGUCCAAAAUGGCAUAACCUUCGCAAACCAAGACUCCCUCCCCAAACUCCCGAUCCCAGAUCUUGAGAGCACCUGCAAUCGCUACCUGGAGUGUUUGGCUCCUUUACAGUCUGCCAGGGAGCAGGAGGAGACAAAGGCCGCUGUAAAUGAAUUUCUUAAAACGGACGGCCCGGAAUUGCAAAAUAAGCUGAAGAACUACGCUACUUCGAAGUCGAGUUAUAUCGAGCAGUUUUGGUAUGAUUCUUAUUUGAAUUAUGAUAAUCCGGCAUGGUGGCGCAUCGAAACAAGAGUGCCAACCGAGAACGGGUGCAUCAUUGGUCAAGAUUCGGCUGCUAAGCAUAUGGUGGUUCUUUGUCGGGGUCAGUUUUACUGGUUCGACGUUCUUGACGACAAUAACGACCUGCUUAUGAGCGAAAGGGAUAUAUCGCUCAAUCUUCAAGUAAUUAUCGAAGAUGCAGAGCAGACACCAAUCCAGGAGGCCGCUAAAGGGGCACUUGGUGUGCUCAGCACGGAGAACCGGAAAGUCUGGUCGGGUUUGAGAGAUAUCUUGACCAAAGAUCGGAAGUCUAACAACGCUGAGUGUCUGAAUAUCGUCGAUACCGCGCUAUUUGUUUUGUGCUUGGAUUCCACGGAGCCGUCUAAUACAUCUGAGCUUUGCGCCAAUAUGCUCUGCGGGACAAAUGAAGUGGUCAGGGGUGUACAGAUUGGAACGUGCACGAACCGAUGGUAUGACAAGCUUCAAAUCAUUGUCUGCAAGAACGGUAGUGCUGGUAUCAACUUUGAGCAUACUGGUGUAGACGGCCAUACUGUACUUCGAUUCGCCAGUGAUGUUUACACGGACACGAUCCUUCGGUUUGCCAGGACCAUUAACGGCCAGGCACCUAGCUUGUGGGCAACCACCAGCCCUCCCCCAUCAAAACGGAGUCCUGAGAGUUUUGCAUCGAAUGUGAGCACAACCCCACACAAACUUGAGUGGGACAUGGGCCCAGAACUCAGCAUUGCCCUUCGAUUUGCCGAAUCACACCUCGCGGAUCUGUUACAUCAGCAUGAAUUCCAAGUCCUCGAUUUUAAAGGCUACGGAAAGAACUUCAUCACAUCGAUGGGCAUCUCGCCUGAUGCAUUUGUUCAAAUGGCUUUCCAAGCCGCUUACUAUGGUCUCUACGGCCGGGUAGAGAAUACCUACGAACCAGCGAUGACUAAGUUCUUCCUCCACGGGCGCACGGAGGCCGUCAGAACCGUCUCCCACGAAUCCGUGGAGUUCGUACGAACAUUCUGGGACGAGCGUCCCGCAGCGGAAAAAGUAGCAGCCCUCCGAAAAGCAACAGAAAAACACACCGCAACUACCAAGAUCUGUUCGCAAGGCAAAGGCCAAGACAGGCAUCUCUACGCCCUCUACUGUCUUUGGCAGCGCUCCUUCGAUGAUGGACAUGGGAUAAUCAACAGCGGGCCUCCAAGCACAAAUGGCUACUCGAGCCCCGCCGAGAACGGUUCAUCCAUCGAUUCCUCCCCAGCCCCAGCGCACGGUUCUACCGCCGUAUCCCGCCCUUCCUCGCCCUCCGACGACGGCAUAUCUUCUAGCUACUCCGCCAACAGCUCACGCAACAUCCGCCUUCAACAUCUCGCCCACACCCCAGCUCUCUUCAAUGAUGCUGGCUGGGAUAAAAUCAAUACCACAAUCCUUUCGACCUCAAACUGCGGCAAUCCGUCACUGCGCCACUUUGGCUUCGGUCCCACCUCUGGCGACGGCUUCGGCAUCGGUUACAUCAUCAAGGACGACUCGAUCUCCAUCUGUGCGUCGUCCAAGCAUCGACAGACAACCCGCUUCAUCCAGUCGCUCGAGACGUAUCUGUAUGAGAUUCGCAAGCUGCUGCGCGCGACGCAGCGCAAACCCGUGGGGCCGAGUUGUGUGCGCGAGAGGCAGAUGGAUGCAGAGUCUCCCACUGCGCCGGUUGUGGUGGCACCUGGAGAACGCGUGAAGGGGAAGGGGCGGCUAGUGAGGGUUGAUCCGCAGCUUGUGGGCGGGGCGGGGACGGUUGAGACCCCGACGACGGAUGGUGGCGAUGUAGAAGACGAUGGGAUGGGUGGAUAUGGGUUCUUCGAUGCGGGGAUGUUGUUGCAUGCGCUGAAGGGUUUGCAGGCGGAUCGAGAUCGGGAUAAGCCUCCGAAGCGAAAGUUGGUUGGGAAAGUGUUGAAAUUGAAUGAGUAUUGA